Molecule: messenger RNA, 1303 nt
Organism: Hippocampus zosterae (dwarf seahorse)
Lineage: Eukaryota; Metazoa; Chordata; Actinopteri; Syngnathiformes; Syngnathidae
Gene: nots
Product: nothepsin
Exons: 9
Coding region: 17-1249 (410 amino acids)
Biological process (GO): proteolysis
Molecular function (GO): aspartic-type endopeptidase activity
Source: RefSeq, a predicted model, not a curated record
GGACGCAGCGGACACGAUGGACGCCGUCAAGUUUCUGCUCCUUUUUCUGAUGAGCUCCUCCGCUUGUCUGGCUCUGCUCAGAGUUCCUCUACAACGGGGGCGCUCCAUUCGCUCGCAGCUGCGCGCCGACGGCGUGCUGCAAGACUUUCUGCGCGAGCACCGGCCCGACGCCUUCAGCCGCCGCUACGCUCACUGUUACCCCGUCGGGUCGCCCUCGCUGCGCCUGGGCCGCUCCAGCCAGAAGCUCUACAACUUCAUGGACGCUCAGUACUUUGGUCAGAUCAGUCUCGGGACUCCAGCACAGAACUUUUCGGUGGUUUUUGACACGGGGUCAGCGGAUCUUUGGGUGCCGUCGUCAUACUGCGUCAGCCAGGCCUGUGCGGUGCACCGCCGUUUCCGAGCGUUCGAGUCUUCCUCGUACCGCCACGACGGCCGAACGUUCGGCAUCCAUUACGGCUCGGGUCACCUGCUCGGGGUGAUGGCCAGAGACACGCUCAAGGUGGGCGAGGUGAGCGUGGCCAACCAGGAGUUCGGCGAGUCGGUGUACGAGCCGGGCUCCACGUUCGUGUUGGCGCGCUUCGACGGCGUGCUGGGCAUGGCCUACCCCUCGUUGGCCGAGAUCCUGGGCAAGCCCGUCUUCGACAGCGUGAUGGCGCGCAACUCCCUCGACCAGCCCGUCUUCUCCUUCUACCUCAGCAGGAAGUCGGGCGGCGGUCGAGAGGCGGACGGCGAGCUCCUGCUGGGCGGCACCGACGAGGCUUUGUACGACGGCCCCAUCACGUGGCUUCCCGUCACCGCCAAAGGAUACUGGCAGAUUCUCAUGGACAGCGUGUCUGUCCAAGGCGUCGGCUCGUUCUGUCCUCGCGGCUGCCAGGCCAUCGUGGACACGGGCACCUCCCUCAUCGCCGGGCCCGCCGCUCACAUCCUCGCCCUGCAGGAGCUCAUCGGAGCCACGCCCACCGGCAUCGGCGAGUUCUUCAUCGACUGCGCCAGGUUAUCGAGUUUGCCGCACGUGACGUUCGUUCUGGGCGGGAAUGAGUUCACGCUGACGGCCGAACAGUACGUCAGGAAGGAGAUGCUGGGGGAUAAAGAGCUGUGCCUGAGCGGCUUCCAGGCGGUGGACAUCGUGUCGCCUCAGGGCCCGCUGUGGAUCCUGGGAGACGUCUUCCUCACGGAGUUCUACAGCGUCUUUGACCGAGGGAACGACCGCGUGGGCUUGGCGCACGCUCGCCACCCUGCCAAGAGCUAACUUGAUGCAAACGCUCCGAUCGGCAGCAAUAAAGACAAAUGCUCUCAAAGCCUU